AUCUUACCGUUAUCCUAUCUAUGUAAUAUUUAGUAAGCCUUAUCAAUUUCUCUAGUUGAAGUUCCGGUGAUUCAGUGAGUGUGCUUUUUUCAAACAUGGGGAGGUUACUUUUUUGAAAUAAUAUGUUGGAAUUCGAAAGCCGGGUUGUCGUAGUGUCGUUAAGUUUGUUGAGUGGGUGUAUAUUAUUAUACAACGCCUGGGGUCCAGUCCUCGCAGUAGUCAUAUCCUUAUUUCUAGUGGUUUAUGUUUGCUAUUCCUUGAUCACUAACGAUAGCUUGCUAUCGCCGCAUGCAUAUUUUUUUCUUAAUUAUUUCAAAGAAACCGCUCUAGAAUUGAAGAUUGUUAUAGAAAAAUUUAUAGUUUAUCUAUUAAGAUAUUUUAAUAUUAUCUGGAGUAAAAUUAAAUACUUCUUCGGAGUUAGUUUAUCAACAGUUAAAAUGAAGAGUCGAAGAUCAAGUGGAUAUCAAUUAAGUAGUGAUACUACUUUUAAUAGUAGAAACACAUCAAGAUUUGGUAUUAUUCCACAAUUAAGUCCAAUCCCUCGAACUUCCCAUAAACAACAUAUUUCUGAUAUAUCCAAUGUAUCUGAGAAUAAAAUCAAUCAGGAUGACGAAUACCAAUCACAUGAUUCAAGCAAUAGAUACAACAAAUAUACUUCUACGCUGUUAUCUGUAUUGAAAAAAAAUGAAUUACAUAGAUUAGAACCGGAUACGUUAGAGACUAGUUUACCAUCACCGAGGAAAAAUUCUCCCAUGUUUAAUCAGAAUCAUACUCUAACACGUGGUGAAAAUAACACAUCGUUCUCACCUGAGGGAUCACCAUGGGGAACUAGCAUUAGUCCCAAGAUGAGAUCUAAAGCAGGCGGAGUUAAAACUGUGCAGACAGUUGCUGGACCAUUGUUGGCUUCUACGAGAUAUAACAUUGAUCCUAAGACAUAUACUGAUAUAACAUCACCAGGAUUAACAUUGAGGUUAACUAAAUAUGCUGCUGAAGCUAAUAAUAAAUUGACUCACCAGUCGCAAUACAGCGCCGGCCAGUUUCCAAAAGUUAAUCUCCAUGCCAGUCCUAUUCCUCUGAUCAAUACAAAAUUUGCUAAGACAAGAGGACCUGUUACAGUUAGGGUCGCACCACCAGAAACUACCAAGUAUUCCCCUCAAGAAAGGCAGAAAAUUUUGUCUGAUAUAUGCCAAUCAGAAAAUAAAUCACCAUCGAGUGUCGUACAAGUUCUAAAAGAAAUAUCAUUGAAAAGACACGCAUCCAGAGAAGAUGUUACAACUGAUAUAGUGAAAAAGCAAAGAACUGAUAAUAUGUUAAUAAAUGAAGUUGACAAUUUUGAAGAAACUAAACAAAAAAGAGGUAGAGAGGAAUCACCUAAAUCCGACGAUGAUAAUUUAUCCAAAAAUCUUAGACCUACUAAACGUAGUAAAACACCAUCCUGCUAUGAUAUUCUACGUUCGCUAAGCUCAAGUAUUCAUGUCGCUACUGGUAUUAAAAGAAAAGCUGUUGACUGUUCCCGUUGUGGAACUCCUGAGUUUGAAAAACAUUUUAAGUCUUUGAAAGAUUCGCAACAUGAAGAUUCACAUUCUCAUAUUGAUCUACAAAUCAUAAAUAAAGAAGAUAUAGAUGCUCUGAAUGAGAACAAAAAGCGAUGUGCAAGUUCACAUUCAUAUAAAUCUUUAAAUAACACGCAAAAACAAUCUUGUGUUAAAGGAAUUCUUAAGCCUUUUAGUAAUACGAAGAAUUAUAGUGAAUCCAAAGUUGUUCCUACUAAUGAAGAAGAUAUCAAACCUUAUGAGGACGAGGAAGAAGAUAAUAAUAGUUCUUUAACCACAACUAAAUACACAGAUAAACUUUUUAUGAAAGAAGAACCAAAAAGAAAUGACAAGUUAAAAUCGUUCGAAGAAGAACAAAAGCACUUAAUCGAUGCUGGUUUUACCACAAAUGAUAUAGAAGAAAUUAAAAAGAAAGAUAUAGUAAACAUGAGACAAACUAGUAUGCGAGCAAGAUUACAAAGUAUGUUUGAUGCUAUAUCUGGUAAAGCAGCUAGUGGAAUUAAUCCUGAUGUUGUAAUUCAGGCGGAAGAAAUUAGUGAAGUAGCACCUGCAAUCUCUUCUUCUACAGAUUGUGCUACUCUCAAUUCUAUAACAACGACAACUAACGUUAAUACAACACCUAUUAUUACAUCUGCUUUAGCACCAACACUUACUCCAUCUAAAAUAUUAUCUAAUACUAAGCCAGUCAAACAUAUAACAUUUAACUUACCAAAUACAGAAAAUAUAUCUGGUACUAAGGAACAGAGUACAAGUAAUUUAGUAUCAGAUGACAAGAAUAAAUCAAUAAUUACUUCUGAAACAUCAAUUUGUAAAACGGAUGCUACACCAACAUCACUAGAAUUAACUAAUAUGACGACAAAAACAAAUUCGCCUUCUGUUACGACAAUUUCAUUCAUAAUACCUAGAAAAACGGUAACAGAUACAUUACCAGUUACAACAUCAGUUACUCCAGUAAUUGUAUCACCAGUAGCCUCAAAUGGGAUAUUAAAAUCUAGUACUUCCAUUAUAAAUUCUUCUACAAGUUCUACAAAUGUACCAUCAACAACAGUUAUACUGUCAAUACCUUCUACUUCUACUAGUCUCUUUACAAAUAAGAGUACUAUCGCUAAUACUGCAACAUCACCAUCAUUUUCUGAUACAACCAAUAUCAAAACUAGCAUUGGCAAAUCUUUCUUACCUAAUGUAACUAAUACAGGAUUUACAAUGAGUACAGAUUUCCCUAAAUUUAAUUUUGGCAAUAUUGCUAACACUACUGAGUCAACACAAAUAAAUACUGUCUCUGUUCAAAAUACGACCAGUAGCUUAAGCUUUACCACUGAUAUAAAAAGUAUGUUUACUGCUCCAGCUAAUGUUGGUUCGAUAACUGCUGGUAGUGGUGGUGGUGUUGGUGCUGCUUCAGUUUUUCCAAAUAUUGCAGAUAAUUCUACAAGUAGCACCUUUAAAAAUUUCUCAACUACUACAACAAGUUCAGUACCAUUCAUAUUUGGAAGUAAUACUGCAUCGACGCCUAAAACUGAAGUUUCUUUAUUUAAUACAACAACAAGUAAUGCUCCUAGAACAUUUGGGAUUUCUGGAAUUACCCAAACUAUUCCAAUAUCUAGUAACACAUCUAUAAUUCCAAAUAAUCCACCUACGACAACCAAUACGAUAUUAAAUUUGACAAGUAGUACAUUUAGUGGAAAUGCAUCUAGCGGAUCUACGACGUUUACGUUUAGUACUACAAAGCCUAUAUUUUCAUUUGGAACAUCAAAUGCAUCAACGGCGGAAAAUAAACCAACAUUUUCCUAUAACACCAAUGCAUUAGAAAACUCUACUGGAUUGCUAGGAUCAACUAAUACACCAGUUGCAUCUACUACAAGUAAUAAUACAACUUCUGGAUUUAACAUACCAGGUGUUACUUCAUCUACGCAAUUUUCUACUACAACUGUUUCUAUGUUUAAUACACCAUCAACUACAACUGCAUCUAUGUUUAAUACACCAUCAACUACAGCUGCAUCUAUGUUUAAUACACCAGCAACGACGACUGCAUCUAUAUUUAAUACACCAGCAACUACAACGAUGUUUAGAACAACAACUAGCGAGCCAGUAUUUGGUCAAUCAAUCGCUGCUCCUAUUUUUGGUAACACAACAAAAACUCCUUUUGUACCAAUUCAAUCAACAAAAUCAACCAUUGAAUUUGGUACAGGCAACAAUAAUUUCAAAGAAGAUAAACCUCCUGCUUUUGGAUCUAAUACAACAGUCUUUGGAAGUUCUAGUACACCAUUAUUUGGAUCACAGACUACAGCACCACCAACAUUUGGUUCUCCUAGUGUUUCAACCAGUACUCUCAAUUUUGAUAGUACAAAUACAACCACUGCUGUAUUUGGAGCACCAAAUUUAAGUGCACCAGGAAAUACACAGUCAUCAACAGUGCAUAAUUUUGUUAUCCUUACAACACCAAAUCCAAUAUUUGGAAAUCAAAAUAAUUCAGUACCUUCCUUUGGAUCGACAACUACUACUCCAGUUGGAACUUUUAAUACUCCGAUGCAAAGUACCUUUGAAACUCAACAAUCAACUCCUCUGCCGUUUGGUGCUGCUAGUAAUUCUAAUGCAUUUGGUGACAAUAAAGCAUCACCAUUUGGAAUUCAAACAACAGUGACACCCGCUUUUCCAACAAACGAAAACAAUACAAGUAGUAUCUUUACAUUUGGUGGAAAUCAAGGAGGACAACAGCAGCAAUCUAAUACGUUUUCAUUUGGUAAUAAUAAUGCAUCUAAUAACAAUGUAUCAACAACUGGGCCCGUCCCAUUCCAAUUUGGUGCGAACACUUCUAAACCAGUUACAGGAUUUAAUUUUACUGCACCAUCGACAACACCAUCGCUUAACUUUGGAACUUCUGGUUCCACACCCACGUUUAAUGCUCCAACUCCUGGAAUGUUUAGUAUUGGUAGUGGUUCUACUGCACCACGAUCAAGAGCCACCAGAGGCAGAAAACCAAGAUGAUGCAGAAUGUAAAAAUCAUAUUAACAUCUUUAAGUAAAUUUUUAUCAAGAGAUACAUCGACGACAUUUAAUUCAUUUAAACAUUAAAAUGACUGUUUGAGUGGAUGCAUAUACAUAUUACUGUUAUU
Polistes canadensis is the source of this 4662-nucleotide messenger RNA. RefSeq names its product mucin-5AC-like. NCBI's taxonomy places the organism in Eukaryota, Metazoa, Arthropoda, Insecta, Hymenoptera, Vespidae. The record is from RefSeq and is a predicted model, not a curated record. The coding region runs from base 123 to 4535 and encodes 1470 amino acids. The transcript has 6 exons.